Messenger RNA from Aspergillus steynii IBT 23096, 1249 nucleotides. Its product is annotated as mitochondrial K+-H+ exchange-related family protein. The record is from RefSeq and is a predicted model, not a curated record. The coding region runs from base 246 to 1070 and encodes 274 amino acids. Lineage: Eukaryota; Fungi; Ascomycota; Eurotiomycetes; Eurotiales; Aspergillaceae. The transcript has 3 exons. Gene Ontology annotation, biological process: potassium ion transport; proton transmembrane transport. Gene Ontology annotation, cellular component: mitochondrial inner membrane.
UUUGAUGAUCAAGGCAGAGAGAGGACCGCAGGGAGCUACACCAUCGCUUCGCCCUACAACCCUGGUUUUGUUCAUUACCCACCAGGAGGAAUGUUUCUUUCGUACGCUCCCUUCCAUCGGUUCUUUCGUCUAGUCGAUCGAUAGUCCUCCCUAGCCAGCAAUCCCUACCUAGCUUUUUUUCCGCCUGCUUACUUCCCGAACGUUAAAACGAAAGAAGGAAGGGAAAUUAAGGGUCGCCCGUCGCGAUGCGACUCUUCAUCAUCCCGAUCUCGACACGGCGAGCUCUAAUUUAUUCGCGAACUUUCAGCAAGGAAGUCUCCAAGAAGGUUUCCCUGACCGACCGUGUCACAAGCAAGGUCGCUCAGACCUGGGCUCGAUGGGAGGAGGCUGAUAAAGGUUGGAAAAAACACCUCGUCUCCUGGGGAAAUCGUGUCCAGCAGCGUAUCCCCUUUGAAGAAUGGGGGCUCAAGAGUAUCCCUUCGCUCAGUGCCCAACGACGACUCGAUCCGUCGCAUGGGUCACAGCCGGUGGACGUGCUUUUCCCGGGCAACGCGAUCAAAGAGGAGAAGCUCCAGGCCCUUUUGCGGGCGAUUGCAACUGAGCGACAAGAUUUGCAUCGCAAGAAAAUGUGGUGGAGCUUCCUUGCAGCCCCUAUCACGGCCCCGAUUGGGUUGAUUCCUUUGAUCCCUAAUGUCCCUUUCUUUUACCUUGCGUACCGAGGUUGGUCGCAUUGGCGAGCAUUGAAUGGCUCCAGACACUUGGAGUUCCUGGUCGAGAAGAACUUGCUCAAACCGGUCUCAUAUCCCGCGCUUGAACAAUUGUACGCGAAGAGAGUCUCGCGUGCAUUAGAAAACAUCCCUCGAGAAAAGCCCGUUCUCCAAAUGGCGGAGGACGUGGAAAACAGCAAAGACACACUUUUACUCCGUAUGAAGGAUGCCAAAAAAUUGGCAUCGAUACUGGAUGCGCCCGAGCUGGCCCUGGAAGCCGAACGAGCGAUUGUACAGGUGGAAGAGCAACUGCUGAUACAGAAAAAGAAAGAGGAAGAAAAAUCUUCAAAGAAGGAGGCAUGACGAAUUAGGAUCUGCUUAGGAGCAGUCGCAUCCUCCUGACUUGGAUACUAGCUAGCGGUGGACUUGACCACGCACAGGGUAAUCCUCCACUCCGCCCAUGCCAACGUAGAGCCGUAAAUGCUUGGGCCAUGUACUAUACAGCAAUUGCCAAUGAAUGUACUCCAUAGCAACUCAUGAUC